This is a messenger RNA of Clupea harengus (Atlantic herring), 1807 nucleotides long. RefSeq names its product collagen triple helix repeat containing 1a (gene cthrc1a). The record is from RefSeq and is a predicted model, not a curated record. Lineage: Eukaryota; Metazoa; Chordata; Actinopteri; Clupeiformes; Clupeidae.
AACUCCAAGGAGGCGCACACACCACGGACCGUACUUUUCGACGAAUAUGGGGUCCGUUCAAGUGGUGUUCUGGGUUUUGUUCAUUAUUUAUCACUGCCGAGCACAGAAAGUUAAGCGACAAAAGGAGACAGAGUUCGUGGAUAAGUAUGGUACGUGUCUCCAAGGCCCUCCUGGUACCCUGGGCAGGGAUGGUAAUCCGGGGGUGAAUGGCAUCCCUGGCACCCCAGGUAUCCCUGGACGAGACGGCUUGAAAGGAGAGAAGGGCGAGUGUGUGAGCGAGAGGUACGAGGAGCCCUGGAAGCCCAACUACAAGCAGUGUGCCUGGAACUCGCUCAACUACGGCAUUGACCUGGGGAAGAUUGCUGACUGCACCUUCACAAAGCUGCGCUCGGACAGCGCCCUGCGAGUGCUAUUCAGCGGCUCGCUGCGGCUCAAGUGCAAGUCGGCCUGCUGCCAGCGCUGGUACUUCACCUUCAACGGGGCCGAAUGCGCCGGGCCGCUGCCCAUAGAGUCCAUCAUCUACCUGGACCAAGGAAGCCCUGAGCUCAACUCUACCAUCAACAUACACCGGACAUCAGCAGUGGAAGGGCUUUGUGAGGGGGUCCCUGCCGGCUUGGUGGACGUGGGAAUCUGGGUGGGCACCUGCGCAGACUAUCCGAAGGGAGACGCGUCGACUGGGUGGAACUCGGUCUCCAGGGUGAUCAUCGAGGAGCUUCCCAAAUGAUCCUGAGUUCCUCCACAAGUCCCUCUUACUGUCUGUGACUUUGAAGUUACUGACAGAGAGAGGAGAGAGCUUGAACACCAAACACUCUCUCAGCUGUAUUCCAAAGCCUUCCUACUGUAAUGUAGAAAGGAAACUUAAUUCACAUCAGGAUGGGGAUCUGCACCACCUGCCUUAAAGUACCUCUAUAAUCAGACCAAAGUCAUGCAAUUUUCCUAUUAAGAACCUCUCUAACCAAAUUAUAGCAUGAUUCAGUGCUCGGCAGGUCUCACCACACCUCACAUUCAGACACAUAAGAGGCAGUUGUCACCUCCAGUCUCCUGGCAACAGAACAUGCAUUUUCAAACACUAAUUCACUCCAUUUUGAACACUAUCACUCCCGGUGCAUGGGAGAAGGUGUUUCACUGAUGGCAGUCUCAGCAUGGUUGCAGGCCUGCUGUGCUCGAGUCUCAUGUCAGAAUUAGAUAUUUAGAAGUUUACUUUUUGUAAGGAACCCUGAGCCACCAGAAGGGGCACCAGUGUGCCGACUCUCUAUACAUAUCUGUGUAUCAGUGACUGCUCAGUCCAAAUAGAACUGUUACACAUGGUUCUGUAUUAUACGCUGGGGAGAAGGUACAGGAACACCUCCAGGCCCUUGAUGCACGAGGGAGGAGAUGGGUCUGUUUUAUUAUCCAUACAGUGACUCUUAUGGUGCUCAGUGAUGUUGCAUGGUUUAGACAAAGGGUUGCAUUCUUUUCUUUUUCCUCUUUUUUCUUUGUUUUGAAUUUGUUCAAAAAUUGUUGUCUACGCUAGAGGGGCUAAGGAGUGAUCCGUGGUUUUUACUGGGCUUUCGAUGCUUGACAGUGCACACAUCAGGUCUUUAAAGUUGUCUAAAGUAACAAAAAAGUGAAAUGAAUACAAUGUUAUUGUGUUUUUCUAACUUGCUGGAGGACCUGUGUUUGUUCAAACCUCUUAAUUUUGUUAAGAUGACCCGGUGACCUCUAAAUCCCUGCAUAUGUUUAACAUUCCUCUGUAACCAUUGUCAAAAUGUUAGCAUAGUAUUUAUGUGUACAGCUUUAGAAAGUAAAGCCCUUUUUUACACAACCA